Molecule: messenger RNA, 1623 nt
Organism: Penicillium digitatum Pd1
Lineage: Eukaryota; Fungi; Ascomycota; Eurotiomycetes; Eurotiales; Aspergillaceae
Product: BTB/POZ-like
Source: RefSeq, a predicted model, not a curated record
AUGGUUUCCCAAGCUCAGAUCGUUGAUUGUACAACCGUCCAAAGCACUGCUUCAUUAGUAUCACGUCCCUCUAGCAGACGACACCGUUCCAGUCGCUCGUACCAUGGCAGCUCCUCGCAUCUCUCCUCGAACGAUUUCCCCAUCUUCACAUACACGGGUGACACCGAGAUCGUGAUCCGCGCCGGAUCCCAGGAAAGGCGUUAUCUCCUUCACAGAUUGAUAUUAUCACAGUGCUCGGGCUUCUUUGAGGUGAGUAUCAACGAGGACUGGUCGCGUCAAACGACUUUGGAUCCGUCUAAACCGGAUGGGACGCUGUCGCGACUGAGCGAGGACGAUGAUCUGUCGAACGGGUCAACACUGGCAUCAUCUGAUAACGAUGCAGUCUUGAUGCGACCAGGAGAAAAGAGACGCUGGCGUUAUGAACUUGACUGGGAGAAUCGCGCAGAGGACGAAGAGGCGAUCCUUGUCCAAAAGCAGCCGACCUAUGCCCCCAUAUCCACUGGUGAUCUAGCUGUAUUUCCUUCAAAGAUGACCAAACCGUCCAACGCCCAGGCAGGUUUCAUUCGAUCUAUGGCGAACCUCGCAGGGAUGCAGUCGGCAGCCCACUUACCGCAGACCGGGGAACAUGCUGUUGCGGUCGAUCCCUUAAUACGUGACUAUGACAAUUUACUGCGAAUAUUUUACAAUCAUGCCCCCAUUGUUAACGGUGUCAAUAUCGCCUCAGCAUAUACAGAGUGCAAAUCCCUCCUCGCGUUGGCAGAUAUGUACGAUGCGCUUCCGGUGACAGGGCCCCGUGUGGACCACCACCUACUCGGCUUCGGAUCUCGCCUAUUCAAACAGAUCGCCAAAUAUCCGCCCAGCUAUUUGAAGUUGGGAUAUCUCGCCCGCAGCAAGGUUAUUUUCUCCGAAGCCUUAAUUCAUGUUGUCGGCCAGUGGCCUGCUGCCCUACCAAGUCUGCGAAACGGCUCCUAUGCACCUCUACCAGACUCCGUCAUAGAUCUGAUCGAGGACAAAGUAGAAGAUCUCGAUGAGCUUAAAGCGCGCGUUGAAUCUAAGCUUCUGCGCCUAACCCUUACCACCUCGCGCGGCGAACGUGUCGGCCCCUCAAACGCGUAUCUGGACUGGCUCGCCGUAUGCCUAUUCCGCCAAUGGCUGAUAGAAAACACUACGCCGCCGCCACCUCCCAUUCUUAAGAACUCGGGUCCAAGCGAUGGUCCCACCCAACCUACCGCAUCAGCGUCACAUCCGGCAAGUACGUCUCGAUCAACCACCUCCCCAGACCCGUGUGCGCGCAUCUACAGAUUGAUCGGCUCCUCCUCCGCGCGGGCAUACCUGGCCUACGAUGAUCUAAAGCGCUUUCUCAAACUUCAUCCUACAUCCUCCGCUGGCUCGCUUUACACGCGCGAGACUCUAAAACGCUUCGAGCGCAAGGUGGAUGAGAUGAAACGCCUGGCACGUGAUAUAGUCAAGCCACUCAUGCGUAAUUUCCUCGAGUUGGAGCUGAAAAGCCCGGAGCAGACAAUCGCUGCCACCGCUGGUCCUCGUGAGAAUGCUCCGGCAGGAUUACCAUAUCUGACAUGCACCCGUGUUGAAGAGAUCGAUCUACCUUGGAACAUGGCCUGA